Messenger RNA from Cladocopium goreaui, 1980 nucleotides. Lineage: Eukaryota; Dinophyceae; Suessiales; Symbiodiniaceae. The record is from the annotation of a GenBank genome assembly.
AUGUCGGAGCCUCGGCAUGAUCCAGCUGGAUCUCUGGAUGUGGAAGCACAUGCGGAGCAGUCUCCUUUACUGGGUGACCUUGAGCGUCAGGCCUCCUGGUGGUCAAAGGUGGUGACGGUGGCAAUCACCAGCCUAGUGGUAGCGUCAUCCCUGCUUCUUCUUGAGCCCUCGGCUGCAAAGCCCAGCCACAACGGGCACGUCGCCAAGCUGUCAAGGGUGCCAAAGAAGACCCUGGCACACGGGAAAGCACGGACCAUGUUGGAUGGCGGCGCGCGCACUCCGAAGGAUUCUCUGGGUGCCGCAAAAAUGGCCACAUCGAAAUGGAAAAGCGAGAGAGACAAGGAUCAGACACCUCACAUCGUGUUCGUCAAGAAAGAGACAGGCCACGGAGGGACUGAGAGCACCGAGCUCAGGCCAUUGCCGAAGAAAGCCUGGAAUCCGCACCUCUCGUGGAGACAUCAAAGGAAUGAAGCAUUCGCGACAAUUCGUGUGCUGCUGUCUCACUCGGCAGAUCUUUGCGCCUCCAUUGCCGCCCUGGCCGCUCCAGGCGCCCGGGCGGCAGUGGACCUGGCGCCGUGUAGCGGCUUUGCUGUUGGCGAGACCCUGCUGGCGUCGGUUCCAGAGAAACCAAGCGUCAAAGAUGUGUUGGCAAAGCUUGAUGCUUCGUACUUGCAGCUGGCAAAGAAACUGGACUUGUCAGUGGACAAGCUCAAGGCGCAGAUGGAAGAAGACGUGGAUCCGAUGUCGAAACGACUGGAGGCUUCGCUAGCUGGUCAUAUCGCAGACGCGGACGAGCACUUGAACCUGGUUGCUGGAUCCUAUCGCGCCCUCCUUAGCCGAACGGAGAUGAAGAUGUGGUUACCCAUUCUGGGCCUAGACGAGCUGGAAUCCUACUGCUCCGUAAAUGAGUUUGGCGCGUAUCUGGAAGCUGUCAUGACAAACACACCCAAACAGUCACUUGGUAGCAACCGGCAAUUAGCUCUACCAUCGGUGGCACGUUUUCUGCGGGCGAAUUCACAGGUCCUGCUGCUACGUUUCGCCAACUGCGCUGCGGGGCAAAGUCUUUGCAGCGCAGACUAUAUCUUCAAGUACGCAUCCAAAAUGAGAAAGAAAUUGCUGGACUACAGGAGCCUCGUGGAGGGCAUGUGCUUGUACGACAUCAGUGGUAAACGGUUAAGUGAACUCCCCAAGGGCUGCUUCAACCAUCCACUGCUGCACCAUCCAGACGAGUAUGACUCACUGACAGGUGAUCUGGGAGAGCUUCCAGAUGGAGUGACACAGCUACACUUUGCCACGAACGACAAAAUCACCGGAGAUCUAAGGGCACUGGCUCGUUUCCCGGGCAUGACGCGGUUAGACUUCUUUGCCAAUACGAAGAUCAGUGGAGACAUCAAGUGGCUCAAGGGCAUGACGCAGUUGACCUUCCUGAGAUUCCACGCGAAGCGAUGGAUGACGGGUGACAUCAACUCUUUGCAGAAUCUGACGAAUCUGACUUACCUUGACUUCCACUCUGCCGAGCUGAUCACUGGAGAACUUUGGGCCCUUCGAAACCUGAAGCAGCUGAAGUUCCUGAGCUUCUCGAGGAAUGCGAAGAUUUUCGGCGACCUCAACUGGCUUUCCGGCCUGCAGAAGUUGAAGUUCAUGGACUUCUAUUGGAAUCAGCAGAUCACUGGCGACCUGUCUUCGCUGCAAGACCUCACGAGCUUGACCCAUUUGGACUUCGAAAGCAACCAGAAGAUCACUGGUGACAUCGCAUCGCUCGAGAAAAUGACGAAGCUGAAGUACCUGGCCUUGGCUGCCUCGGGGAUCACUGGAGAUGUGCGUUCGUUGAAAAAGAUGAAGUCUCUGAACUUCCUGGACCUCCGUGGCUCCCGCAUCACCGCGGCGCGCGAAGACAGGGAGGCGCUGAUGGCGUCCACGUCGUUGCAAGAUGGCUAUGCAGCCUGGCCCCAGCCACGUGAAGAAGUCGCCGGUUGGUGA